Messenger RNA from Gambusia affinis (western mosquitofish), 4254 nucleotides. RefSeq names its product endoplasmic reticulum oxidoreductase 1 beta (gene ero1b). Bases 680 to 2044 code for a protein of 454 amino acids. The record is from RefSeq and is a predicted model, not a curated record. Gene Ontology annotation, molecular function: thiol oxidase activity; FAD binding; protein-disulfide reductase activity. Gene Ontology annotation, biological process: protein folding in endoplasmic reticulum. The transcript has 16 exons. Gene Ontology annotation, cellular component: endoplasmic reticulum membrane; endoplasmic reticulum. Lineage: Eukaryota; Metazoa; Chordata; Actinopteri; Cyprinodontiformes; Poeciliidae.
GGCUUUUUAGUCGCUUUAUGUGAAAAUAUGUUUGUUUUUACUCAGAAUUGCGUGUUAUUAUGUUGCUACCUUCAGUUCUGUGUCUCCAUGCAGCACUUUGUAUAUCAAAUAUUGACGGUGCAGGUCAGGAUCUCUGGUCUCCCGCUAUCCUGCAACUUUUCUAAGUCCCAACUUCUGUUCUGCUAAAUGAAAGAAGCAGUUCUGGAUCAGAACCUCUGAUCCAGGUGUGCUGCAGCAACUCUUCAGGACACGAGCCAUCUCACUGCCACACAAAGCCUUGUUUUUAUUUCUAACAGCAUUCGGGUUUUGUGUGGGUGUGAACCUAAUGGUUUUUUAAUUUUAGCUCAAACAGGUCUGACUCCCAAGGACAAGUCCAAAUCGUGGUGUGUUCUCAUUGGCUGCAGGCCGCAUUCUCCCCUUUACCUGCUCAUGGGAGUUGUAGUUUUUACUCUGCUGUGUUUUAUUGCUUUACAAAGGGCACAGUUCCCCUUAAAACUACAAUCAGAGCGCUUCCGACAGGCGGGGUUUGGUUCUUUUGGAGGUGGAGCCAUAUCCGGGGUUGAACUGUUGGUUAGUUAUGACAGUUCUGCCUACAGAAACACUUCUGCUCUGCCCCAGCAUAUGGAGAGCAGUUUCACCAACAAAAGGAGAACUUUGUUAAUAAUAUCAGAAGAAGGAAAUGAUGCUGAGAACAACUGGGUACUCUAUUAUGGUGCUGGCUUUCAGUGGACUGCUGCACUCAAAGCUCACAGGGGUUCUCGACGACUGCUUCUGUGAUGUCGAAAGCAUUGACGUUUUCAACAACUUCAAGAUUUAUCCUCGCAUCAAGAAACUGGCGGAGAGAGAUUACUUCAGAUACUACAAGGUGAACCUGAAGCGUCCAUGUCCUUUCUGGCCCGAUGAUGGACAUUGCUCCAUCAAAGACUGCCAUGUGGAGCCCUGCCCAGAGAGUAAAGUUCCUAUUGGCAUUAAGUCUGGAAAUUACAACAAGUACUCCCAGGCAGCCAACACGAUGUUGGACGAGGCUGAGUGUGAGCAGGCCAAUAAGCUCGGCGCCAUCAACAGCACCUUGAGUAACCAGAGCAAAGAGGCCUUUGUUGAUUGGGCGAGGCAUGAUGAUGCUCAGGAUCACUUCUGUGAGCUAGACGAUGAAACCUCUCCAGAUGCCGAGUAUGUGGAUCUGCUGCUGAAUCCUGAGCGAUACACCGGCUAUAAAGGGGCUUCUGCAUGGAGGGUGUGGAACAGCAUCUAUGAGGAAAACUGCUUCAAGCCCAGAUCAGUGUACCGACCUCUGAACCCUUUGGCUCCCAGUAGAGGAGACGAUGAUGGGGAAGGCUUUUACAAGUGGCUGGAAGGUUUAUGUUUGGAAAAAAGAGUUUUCUACAGACUUAUCUCAGGCCUCCACAGCAGCAUCAACAUCCACCUGUGUGCAGAGUUCUUGUUGGACGAGGGCUGGGGUCGCACGGUGUGGGGCCCAAACAUCCAGGAGUUUCGCCGCCGCUUCGACACGGCGGAGACGAAGGGCGAGGGCACGAGGCGGCUGAAGAACCUCUACUUCCUGUACCUCAUAGAGCUGCGCGCUCUCUCCAAGGUGGCGCCGUACUUCGAGCGAGCGAUUGUCAACUUGUACACUGGAAGCUCUGAGGAGGAUGGAGAAACCAAAGAGCUGCUGCUGCAGAUUUUUAAUGAGGUCAAAAGUUUCCCAAUGCACUUUGAUGAAAAGUCCAUGUUUGCCGGACACAAAAUGGAGGCCAAGACUUUAAAGGAGGAAUUCAGGCUCCAUUUCAAAAACAUUUCCCGGAUCAUGGACUGCGUGGGCUGCAGUAAGUGUCGGCUCUGGGGAAAGCUGCAGACUCAGGGUCUGGGCACGGCUCUGAAGAUCCUCUUCUCUGAAAAGGAGAUCCAGAACUUACCAGAACACAGCCCGUCGAAGGGCUUCCAGCUCAGUCGGCAGGAAAUAGUGGCUUUAAUGAACGCCUUCGGCAGGUUGUCCACCAGUAUAUAUCAGCUGCACAACUUCCGCCUGAUGUUGGAGAGGAGGUAACAGAGGAAGAGGCUCCGGCCCAGAUGAUGACGACGAUGAUGGGAGUCAACUCAACAUUUUUCCAACAUCAAAGCAUCAUUUUAUUUUUCAUCCUGCUAAACCUUGACUUUGAUUUUUGCUGUUGAGCUUUUCAGAUUUUUCUUUUUUUUUAUAAAACCCUCGGAUGAAUCGUUGUGAUGUUCGUUACGUUGCAGGACGAAUUUCCUUUCCUGUUCCUGCAGAUGUCUGAGGAUAAGAUGGACACUGCCACCACUUGCUGUUUAUUGCACUUAAUGUUUCACUUCCUCCUCUUAUGAAUCAGCUGAAGUCUGCUGACUAUUACCGAAUUCGGGGGCCUGAUUUAUUGGGCCCCAACAAAGCUUUGUGCUCUUACAGUAGUUUGUUUAUGCCACAGCUUGGAUGAAGUUCUCUACUGGAUAUGUCCACUUCUCAUGCUUCUGUUUGGCACCUUCCUGUCCUCCUAAAGCUGUAGCUGCUGAAUUUGAAAAUCAGGGUGAGGUAGACCUCUGACUCCCAUUUAUGCUAAUGUUUUGCAGCUUGUUUCAGAUGAGGUCAGAAUGACCCUGACAACUGGAGGGUAGGGCUGGGCAAUGCAUCAAAUGUUUGAUUUUUUCUUUUCAACAAAGCUCUCCUUGUGUUUCACAGUUCAGAGUGACAUGCAGAGGGCCGCCACCGUGCUUCACUUACAACUUUGAUUUUUUUGUGUUUUGAAUUGAGGCCAACUCUGAUAAAGUAUUCGGGUCAGUAUUUUAAAUUUUUUUAAAGGUUUUUUUGUUGGCUGUAGUGGCCUUUAUUUGAAAGUAGUUUGACAGAAAAGAGGGUUAUGAGAGAGGUGGAAGACAUGCAGCAAAUGUCACCAGGCUGGGACUCGAACCUGCGACCACCGGCACGAGGACUAAGGCCUCAAUAUGUGGGUUGUGCAUUUAUUUUCUCUCAUUUGUAAUUUGUUGUUUACAAAAGAGAGCAAGAAGAAUAAAAUGGAUUAACAUUGGAUCUAGUACAAAAAAAAUAUUUUAUUUUUAAGUUCUAUGGCCCACCCUACUGGAGGGUCAUUAGAGAAAUUUACACUACCAUAUUUUUCGGACUAUAAGCCGCUACUUUUCCCCCUGUACCAUGCGGCUUAUUGCCUGGGGUGGCUUUUCUGUGGAUUUUUUCUUCAACCGCCAGGGGGGGCUGUUUAGCAAGAAGUGAAUUAUUGGAAGUCAAACUUGGAAAUCAAAGAAGAAAGCGCUAAUUUUCAUUUAGAACAAGCACAUGCUAGCGGCAGGCACGACGGAGAAAUGUUUUCAAAAUCCUACCCCCUCUUCAAGGAAACAACAGUUCAUAUGAUAACGCUUUUAAGUUGAAGGCACGUAAGCUCGGCGUGAACGAAUCCAUGGUUCGGCGUUGGAGACGCAGGGCUGUCCUUGAUAGGAGAGUAGAAAACCGAGAGCGGAGAUAACAGCGUCUUAUACGUUUCCAGUUUAACCCCCCCCCAAAAAAAAAACAAAAAAAAAAAACCCACAUUGUGUGUGGGGAAACUCUGUAUUCUUUUUUUUGACCCAGUUUAAGCCUCUUGGACUCUGAUAGCCGCUUUGGCUUCACACAUUCAGACUGAGGUUGUUGCAGUGGACUCCUUCACUAUUUAAUUAUUUUGGCUUCGGAGGAAUCUCAGAAUUUGGUUUUAUGCUAUAGAAGUUGAACUUGAAGAGCUCGUUUAUGUGCAAAUUGUCUCUUUUUUGAAUUACUUGCAGCAUACUGUUUGACUUUAGAUCAGUUCUGAACAUUUUAGGAACACAGUUAUUUUACAGAUAACACUGGACACAUAGUAGCAAACAGCGAGGGAAGCCGGACGUUUUUAAGAAUAAGGAUCUGUUUCCUCAAAGGCAGGACUGAGAGGACUGGAAGCUGCUGUGGUUUUUGCUGCCUUUUCCAAAGACCUUUGGAGAGAUGGAGUUGAGGUUUUCCUACUAAUUUAUUUAGUAAAAAAUGCAUUCCAAUAUAACACAUUUGAAAGCAACUUCAAACAAGCAAUCCUACUGAUGUGUGCAGUGUUAGGUCAAGGAAUAACAGAAAAACAUUUUUGCUUUUCUAAAUCAUUGCAGGCCAGAAGGGAAAGAUGAUUGUUUUCCUUUCUGCCUUCCAAAAGGCUCAAGGUCUUCUAAAGGAAAACUGUGAAACUGUGGUGCCUGGACCUUUUAUGUAAUAAAUAAGAAUAACAAAACAUUGAA